CGCUCAAAAACGUUUCUACUCAGUUCAAUGGAUAGCGUUAUUCCACCUUCGUGCAAUUGAUCUCUUCUCUGUUAAUUUAUUAUAACAGUCUAUGUAGAAAAACAUAAAUCUGGUGAGAACCAUAUAUGGACAAUGAACAUGAUCGUUAACUACUUUUCAGCUGUAUCCAGUUACAAGGAUGUGAAUCAGAAUGAUCUCGUGAAGAGCCCAUCCUUUACAUUUGAAGACAACACGUCUACACUACAAUACAAUGAAAGGCAAAAAUGAAGAAAUAUUUCAUUAUAAAACUGUGAAUUUACGUUGUGAAACGAAGGAAUGAAUGUUGAAUUGUAGAAACAGUCGUUUUGGUUCAUAUUUGUCUGAAGUUCAAAUAAAGGCUUCACGAUUAAAACCAAAGAUUCUCCAUUAAAGUAAGUCAGAGUAUUCACAACACUAUAUUUUAAAUAAAUUUCUUGUUUAAAAAUGGCUUCACCACCUAAAAAACUGAAGAUUGAGGCAAAUGGAUCUCGUUUAAGUAAACUUUUGAUAAAUAAAGGAACACAAGCUUUGAAAACAACAUUGCAUGUAAAUUUUCGCUCGUCAAACCUAAGCGAUGAACUUAAUGAAUCAUCAAAUAAAAGUACAUUGGAAUUAUUAAGAAAAAGAAACGUCAUCAACAAAGAGCAAUGGAACCUUCUUUACCCAUCAACUGGUUUUCCAAACCUUGAUAACUUUGAUAUUUCAUUAUUGACUGUCUUAUUGCGUAACAUAUGUGGUCUAACAGCGCCACAUGGUGGAUGGGAUAAUCUUCCUUCCUCUUCAGAUACUUCAAUCUCAGCAAAUAUUGCGAGAAUAAAGUUUUAUCGAAACAAAGUGUAUGGUCACAUAACCACAACUAGUGUAGAUGACAGUGAGUUUGAGCAUUUGUGGCAGGAAAUUUCAAAGGCAUUGGUUGGUCUGGGUAUUCAACAAACUGAAAUAGAUGAAGCAAAGAAAGCUCCUCUCAGUCCUGAUGAGGCAAAUCAUAUUGAAAUAUUGAAAAACUGGUAUGAAAAAGAAAAACAGUUAAUCAAUGUCGCUGAGGAAACUAAAGAUGUUGUAAAAGAAUUAAAAAAAGAGUUUGAAGUUAUGAAAAAUAGAGUUGAUGUAGCAGGAGCAGAUGUCAAGAAGCUUGGAAAGUUUUAUUUCAAUGGUCUUAUAAAAGAUCUUAACAAGAAAUACCUUGAAGGCACUAGACAAUGGUUAUUUGAAAAACUUGACACUUGGUUUAACGAUAAAAGUGAAGAUGCUUCAAAUGUCAUGAUUUUGGUAGCCGGUCCUGGCGUUGGUAAAAGUGUGUUUGCUGCUGAGGUGUGUCGACGAUAUUCUGAAAAGAAGAAACUUGCUGCUUCUCAUUUCUGCAGAUAUAAUCGAUCAGAUGAGAGGAAUCCUCGAAUGUUGAUAGAAUCAUUGGCUAGUAGCAUGUGUGAUACAAUAUCAGAGUUUAAUUGUAAACUGAAUGAAGAAUUACUGAGAAACCAUUCCUACAAAAUAGUCGCCGAUGCAUUCCGUGUUUUAUUAAAUAAUCCAUUGCAUUCAUUGGUAGGUCAUGAACCAAUGCUUUUGGUUAUUGAUGCCUUAGAUGAAAGUCAAGUUGACGGCAAAAGUGAAUUGUUGGAAUUGAUUGCAGAAGAGUUUGACCGACUGCCCAAAUGGAUCAAAAUCUUCAUCACCAGUCGUCCAGAACUUCCUGUUCAAAGGAAGUUGAAAGACAUGAAUCCUGUGGAAAUUACAACUCAUCCUCGUGAUGAAAACAACGAAGAAGACCUGCACAAGUAUUUGAAACAUCAGUUAAACAAUCGUGUGCAGAUAAACCGCUACGUUCUUCAAUCAUUAGUUACAAAAUGUGAGGGAUCAUUCCUUUAUGCGUAUUACGCACAACUGAGCUUGAAUAAAGAAAAUAUUGAGCUUACUUACGAAAACAUUCAACAAUUCGUCCCUAGUGGGUUAAGCAGUGUUUACACAAAGCAAUUUGAAAGAGUAAAAGAUUUAACGAAAGAAAGUCCGGGAAACUCUGUUUUCUCAGAAACUAAUUUUAUGCAAUUUCUUGAAUUGUUGGCUGCCUGUCGGGAGUUUUUACCAUUAACUUUACUGUUUAACUAUUUAGGUUUUUCUGAUGACAUCAAGUUUGAAGUCCGCAAUAAAAUCAUUGAACUGUUAUCUCAAAUUUUGCCAGUUUACGAUGAUUGUUUAACCGUGUAUCACAAAUCUCUAAUUGAUUGGUUGAAAUCAGAUGGUUACGAACAGCAUGGAUUUACAGUUGAGCCAAAAAAUGGUCAUAAGUUCUUAUGGCAUGCUUGUGAGAAAGUGUUUAAACAAUGUCGCGAAAAUGAUCACUUUAGCUGGGCAGUUGAUGUCAAAGUGUUUUGUGCAAGGUUAAUGGGUGUAGAAGACAUUGGCAUGUCUACCAUUGACUCUGAAUUGCGUGAAAUCAUUAAUGAGUGGCAUACUUUCUUGAACAAAGAUGUACUUGAAGAACUACUAUUUCAUUUGUUAUUGACAAAGAAAUUUGCAUUAUUUAUGUCUCAAAAAUGCGUAAUUUAUUUACAAAGUAUUGCAAACAGAAUUGAUGGCAGUGACGAAAAAAGAUUAUUGGCAAGGGAUUUAUUCAAGCAAGGAAAGCUUGUUUGGUUUGAAAAUUUGGACUCAACAUACCUAACAAGCCAUCAUCAUUUGACUGUCUCCUUGCGUGCUAACGUUUCAUCCCUUUGUGUGUCGUCCAAUGAAGAACUUCUUGCUGUAGGAUAUGAUAAUAGUCAAAUAUCUAUUUUCAAGCUUCCAGAAUUUACAGAAAGGUGCAUUCUUGGCACUGCAUUCGAUGAUUCAAGGUUGGAUAAGUGGGAUAAUGUUAACACAAUUAGGUCCCUGGAUGACAUCUAUGACUAUCCAACAUUAAAGAACUUUGCUUUUGUACGUGGAAACAUCUGUUGUUGUUCCUUUUCACCUACCGGAAAUAGACUGGUAACUAGUGAUGGAUCUACUGAAGUAAAGUUGUGGGACGUUAACAAUGGACGUUUGUUAUUAUGCUUAAAGUCAGCUGAUGUCGUUAAUCGUUGUUAUUUCUCAGAUUCUGGUUUGUUUAUUACAGCAGACUAUGUAAAACAUUACUAUGAACUUCCUAAAGAAGUGCUCACUGCAUGGAAUUCAUUAACUUUGGAAAGAAUUGAUCGACGCUGCGUUGUUGAUUACCAAAAACUACAAUGCACCGAUAAAUGUCCAGAGUUCUUUGUUGAAGUCAUCAAGGCUUCGUACGCUUUUGUUGUAAAGCUUUCUGAAAUCAAUCAGCUGACAAAAUACAACAAUGAAGGAGAAAUCGAGUUUUGUUUACCAAAUGUUUUCUGUCCAUGUGUUGAGAGGAAUCUUAACAAAGUCCAUCCCAUCUCGUUUAAGGAAUUUUACGUUGUUCCGUAUCUUUCCAAGCUUAAAAUUUUCAAAACUGGUCAUCUUUGGAGACCUUCAUUUAUCUUUGAGAAAUUCGAAAUUCAUUGUUGUUGCUUUUCACCGGAUGGAUCUUUUUUUGCUGCUUUCGCUGUUGGUGACCACGUCAACCUUCAUAUUUGGAGCAUUGAACGUUGCACUAUUAUUCAAACUGUACCAAUGCCACUGAAGGAUGCAUUUGGAUGUUGGUGGUCAGAUGGUUUACUGUGGGUAUGGGAUGGUUCUGAUCAUCUUACGAAGAUAUCAACUUCGUCUGAAAAGUUUGUACAUUCUACUCAAGCAAAGCAAGUUAACAUUGGAUUUAAACCUUUGAGAUUCUUAGCCUAUGGUGAUGUCUUAGUUUGUAUUGACAAAGAAGAAAGAACUAUAAAUGAUGUCAGGUUCAAUUGCUACUUUACAAGUGAUAGUAAAAAAUUGGUCAUUCUAAUCUGUGGCGACUACUUCGAAAAAAUGGGUAUUUAUGUAAUUAAUUUGCAUGAGAAAGGUGAUGUGAAUGCGAUUUUGCAUAUUGUCAAUAAAGAUUUUGAUAUUUUCGAGCAAUUCGUACACAAAUCGUAUUGCAUUGGACAAUCUAGUGAUUGCUCAUUGAUGGCUGUCGAUUUAAAGAGUGGUGAAAUAUGUGCUGAAUUUCUUGGAUCUGAGUUUCUAUUUCUUAGAACUAUGCAUAACAACACGGGAACUUUAGCUUUAGGAACAAAUGAGAGAUACGGAAUUACAUUUUUUAAACUCAAUGUACCUGAGUAA
This is a messenger RNA of Xenia sp. Carnegie-2017, 4200 nucleotides long. RefSeq lists its product as uncharacterized. Bases 463 to 4200 code for a protein of 1245 amino acids. Gene Ontology annotation, molecular function: protein binding. The record is from RefSeq and is a predicted model, not a curated record. Lineage: Eukaryota; Metazoa; Cnidaria; Anthozoa; Malacalcyonacea; Xeniidae. The transcript is spliced from 5 exons.